AUGCGGCUCAAUAUUCUGUCCCAGCUGGGGAGAAACAGCACCUUUGUCCCGAGACAGCCAUGGACCGGCAAAUACACAACCUCACAGAUCAGAUAUGAAGCACGGCGCGCAUAUAGUCGGUCGCGACAGCCACAGCCUAUUCGCCUAGUUAAGGGAAGGCGGCAGGUCAACGCCAUCUUCGUCACUAUUGCAGCUGUUGGUCUGGGUGUGUCAGGUUACCUGCUCAGAGAUGAGCUUAGCCAUUGGUAUCGUGCUGCGGUAAGGACUGGCAGGGUUGUUAGCACGUUGUAUGUGUGUAUUCAAGAUUAUCGAACCACUUUAAAGCAGGACCACGAUGAUCCCGAAGAGGCGAGUGCUUUCCUCAAAGCAUGUCACAAGAGGUGCGCCGAGAGAGUAUUGGUAGUGUCGGAAAAGAAUGGUUCUAUCUUUGUCAAGCUUGGACAGCAUAUAUCGAGCAUGGGCUAUCUCCUCCCCUACGAAUGGACCACUACUUUUGUGCCGCUACAGGACAAGUGUCCAGUCUCCUCCUACGAAUCUAUCGAAGACAUGUACCUUCGUGAUACUGGCAGACACCUCCUGGACGACUUUGAUGAGUUUUCAAAAGAGCCUUUGGGCGCGGCAUCACUGGCUCAGGUACAUACAGCCAAGCUGAAAGGAAGUCAGCAAGGCGUGGCGGUCAAGGUUCAGCAUCCGUCGCUCGAGGAAUGGGUACCACUUGACAUAGCUCUGACGAGGUACACUUUCAUGACACUGAAGCGCGUCUUUCCCGAAUACGACUUGGAAUGGCUUAGCCACGAGAUGGAAUUUUCCUUACCAAAAGAGCUAGACUUCAACCUUGAGGGUGAAAACGCCACGCGUGCGCGAAAAUACUUUGACGAGAACACGAAUUUCCCUCUCGUUAUACCGAAUGUCAUACAAGCCAGCAGACGUAUCUUGGUGAUGGACAAGGUUUCUGGUGCGAGGAUAGACAACCUACAAUACCUCGACUCCCACAAUAUAUCAAGAGACGAAGUAUCGGCUACCCUAGCACGAAUCUUCAACACCAUGAUCUUCGCAAAUGAUGCGCCGCUACACUGCGAUCCACAUGGAGGCAAUAUUGCAGUCAGACAUAACCCUAACAGACGAUACCCAUAUAAUUUCGACCUUGUUCUAUACGAUCAUGGACUCUACCGUGUGCCAGAGCUAAAACUGAGAAGAGACUAUGCUAAAUUAUGGCUGGCUGUCAUUGAUGCCGACGAGCAGCGAAUGCGCAAGUACUCCUAUGAAGUGGCUGGCAUAACAGAUGAGCAGUUCCCUCUAUUUGCAUCCGCUAUUACUGGUCGCGACUAUCGGGUCCUGCUGCGUCACGAAGCAACUACAACUGCGCGUAACAAUGCGGAGAAGGAAGCUAUUAGCGAAGCUUUCGGCGACGACCUGCUGGAGCAAUUGGUAGCUCUGCUCGGUCGUGUUCCGAGCAUGAUCCUCCUUAUACUUAAGACGAACGACCUGACUCGUAGUCUGGACGAAUCACUACAAACGACUGAAGGUCCUAUUAGAUCCUUUUUGAUUCUGGCGAAUGUUGUCACGUUCUUUUCGGUAUGGUUCCUCCUGACUAAGACAUCCUUUGUCACCUUGGUUCCAUGGACUAGACACGCUAGAGAAAAGCGACCGGAGCCGCUCGUGAAUAACCAAAACAUGGAAUCUACCUUUAAACACUUCAACCUCUAUGAUCCAGCCGGGAUGAACUACGUUAUGGACAGGUUGGUGGGCGGUGCACCUAUCUUACAACACUCUGAAGAAAUCAAGCAUCAGGUUCUGAAGGGCAUCGCUGAAGUCGUCACUACCUUUGACAAAGUCAAGAGAAUCUCUAUCGCACGUACGGACAUCGUCGCUGCAGCUAGGAACGAAGAAGAAAGAAGAGACGCGCAACGGUGGUGCGAGCAAGGAAACAAGACUUUCGAUCUGGUAGAUCAUGCGAUGGAGGCGCAGAUUACGCUGUUCUACAUUGUGGGAAGGUAUAGUCGAGUCAAUGUACCGUCCAGUAACACGAUGGAUGAUGAUCGGGACUACAUGGAAGCUAUUGACGACUUGCGAUACGAGUUGAGGGAUGCACUUGAUUUCAACGUCUUAGUUCCGCCGUACAAAGCGAUUGAGAUCUUACGUGAGGAGAGUCGUAAGAGCACGGGAGAAGGUGCUGCCACUGCAGACGAAGAAGAGGAGGUGCCAGCUGCGGAAUAG
Lithohypha guttulata is the source of this 2217-nucleotide messenger RNA. RefSeq lists its product as uncharacterized. The record is from RefSeq and is a predicted model, not a curated record. Bases 1 to 2217 code for a protein of 738 amino acids. Lineage: Eukaryota; Fungi; Ascomycota; Eurotiomycetes; Chaetothyriales; Trichomeriaceae. The transcript is spliced from 4 exons.